CUCUUUAUAAUCUUUCAAACCCCCAUUAUUGUUUCUUGUUAAGCUUCUCGUGUUUGCCAACCGCGGCUAGGGUUUUAGUCCGACCAUUUCUCGUAUCUGUAUCCCGAGUUCGUUAAGCAUUCACCAUGGGCAAAGAAAAGGUUCACAUCAACAUUGUGGUCAUCGGCCAUGUUGACUCGGGAAAGUCAACCACCACCGGCCAUUUGAUCUACAAGCUUGGUGGCAUUGAUAAGCGAGUGAUCGAAAGGUUCGAGAAAGAAGCAGCGGAGAUGAACAAAAGGUCGUUCAAGUAUGCGUGGGUGCUUGACAAGCUAAAGGCAGAGCGAGAGCGGGGUAUCACCAUUGAUAUAGCCUUGUGGAAAUUCGAGACCACAAAGUACUACUGCACGGUCAUCGAUGCGCCAGGUCACCGUGACUUCAUCAAGAACAUGAUCACAGGUACCUCACAGGCUGAUUGUGCUGUCCUGAUCAUUGACUCGACUACCGGUGGUUUUGAAGCUGGUAUUUCCAAAGAUGGUCAGACGCGCGAGCAUGCGUUGCUCGCUUUCACUCUUGGUGUCAAGCAAAUGAUCUGCUGCUGCAACAAGAUGGACGCCACUACUCCGAAAUACUCCAAGGCAAGGUACGACGAAAUAGUAAAGGAAGUCUCCUCCUACCUCAAGAAAGUCGGUUACAACCCCGACAAAAUCCCCUUUGUACCCAUCUCCGGUUUCGAGGGAGACAACAUGAUUGAGCGCUCCACAAACCUCGACUGGUACAAAGGGCCCACACUCCUAGACGCCCUCGACAUGAUUUCCGAGCCCAAGAGGCCCACAGACAAGCCCCUCCGUCUACCGCUCCAAGACGUCUACAAAAUCGGCGGCAUCGGCACAGUCCCCGUCGGCCGUGUGGAGACAGGUGUCCUAAAGCCCGGCAUGCUCGUCACAUUCGGGCCCACCGGUUUGACCACCGAAGUCAAAUCUGUAGAAAUGCACCACGAGUCAAUGCCCGAAGCUCUACCGGGUGACAAUGUAGGUUUCAACGUGAAAAAUGUUGCGGUUAAAGAUUUAAAACGUGGCUUCGUUGCUUCGAAUUCGAAAGAUGAUCCGGCUAGAGAAGCUGCACAUUUUACUUCGCAGGUGAUUAUAAUGAACCAUCCGGGUCAAAUAGGGAGUGGGUAUGCACCGGUUCUUGAUUGCCACACGUGUCACAUCGCGGUGAGAUUUGCGGAGCUUGUGACUAAGAUUGAUAGACGGUCUGGUAAGGAGAUUGAGAGGGAGCCGAAGUUUUUAAAGAACGGUGACGCGGGUUUUGUGAAGAUGUUUCCGACGAAGCCGAUGGUGGUGGAGACUUUUUCAGAGUACCCGCCGCUUGGUCGGUUUGCGGUUAGAGAUAUGAGGCAGACGGUGGCUGUUGGUGUCAUCAAGAGCGUGGAGAAGAAGGACCCGACCGGUGCUAAGGUGACCAAGGCGGCAGCCAAGAAAGGUGCCAAGUGAGAACUGUGCUGCUGGUUCAUUGUGUAGAAACUAUGUUCUGCUGCUUCCUUGUGUUCGUUACAUUGUUUCUUUUGCUGUAAAUUAUUACGUUAUAUGUUGGGUAGUUGUCAGCAUUGGGUGCUGGAUAGGCGGUGGCGGAGGAACUGAGUACUCAGUUGAUUUCUGGUUUUUUUGGAUGGUAGCUUAAACUCGAUUUGUCGUUGAGGGUAAAAUUGUAAUUGAACACCCGAUGCAUCUUAGGCUCUGUUGGCUUUCGAGUCCAUUUUCCUUUUCUUUCACUACAUCGUUGCCCAAUCUUAACCAACCCAUAUCCCAAACUCGUCUAUGUAGUAAAAUCAAAUUUAGUUCUUGAA
This is a messenger RNA of Erythranthe guttata (spotted monkey flower), 1828 nucleotides long. Its product is annotated as elongation factor 1-alpha. Lineage: Eukaryota; Viridiplantae; Streptophyta; Magnoliopsida; Lamiales; Phrymaceae. Gene Ontology annotation, molecular function: GTPase activity; translation elongation factor activity; GTP binding. The record is from RefSeq and is a predicted model, not a curated record. Gene Ontology annotation, biological process: translational elongation.